Molecule: messenger RNA, 1776 nt
Organism: Centropristis striata (black sea bass)
Lineage: Eukaryota; Metazoa; Chordata; Actinopteri; Perciformes; Serranidae
Gene: timm10b
Product: translocase of inner mitochondrial membrane 10 homolog B (yeast)
Exons: 3
Coding region: 256-1032 (258 amino acids)
Cellular component (GO): mitochondrial intermembrane space chaperone complex
Source: RefSeq, a predicted model, not a curated record
AGCGUCUUCCCUUCCAGUGCGGAGACGAUCUUUGUUACAAACAUGGCAGCUCGCAUGUGAAUGUCAUGCUAUUUUAUCUCCUCCCUGAACCAGUUGAUGUUUGGGUACUGUUAGUGAUACAUUAACGCUUAACUGUAAAUGACAUCUUGAAGAAUUGUGGAUUCAUUCACCUGGAACAGCUAAGGACCGGGGUGACCAUAACUUACUUCAUCUAUUAGCUGUCAUUGUUAGCAUUUUAGCUAAGCAGUAAUCACGAUGGAUCCUGACCAACAACUGAGAAAUCUGCGGGAUUUUCUUCUGGUUUACAAUCGCAUGACUGAAGUUUGUUUCCAGCGAUGCACCAGCAACUUCAACUACAGAAGCCUCACCAUGGACGAGGAGCGCUGUGUGGACAGCUGUGCGGGGAAGCUAAUUCGCUCUAACCACCGCCUGAUGAGCACCUAUGUGCAGCUGAUGCCUCGGAUGGUGCAGCGCCGGAUGGAGGAGAUGGAAAGCAAGGCGGCGGAAAACGCCAAGGCAGCAGAGGCGGCUGCUUCUGCAUCUGUGGAGCCUCCUGCCAUAGAGGCCUCACCAGCAUCUGAAACCCCCAUCACCUUAUCGCCGCCCCCGCAAGUACCUACACUGCUGGAUCGACCUUUUACCUCACUAGCUGACGUGGAACCGGAGGCUCCUGGCUCAGUCUUGAAGCCAGCAGGAUUUGAUAUUCCAGCUGAGUUUGACACCGCUGUGUCCAAAUCCACAACGAGCACAGAUGUCAAAUUAUCAGCUGCUGCACCUCUCACACCUGCCACUGAAACACUGACUCGCUCUGGGCUUAAUGAAGCUGGCAAUGGACCAUCUGUUACAGCAGGCUUUCCUCUGCCCAAAAUUGAGUCUGAGAUCUCAGCACCUGUGUUUAUACCAUCUAAACCAAUGUCCUUAUCAGUAGAUCCGCCUGUGUCAACAGUAGCUGCACCUUCAGUGUCUAAAUCCACAGAGAUCUUGUCCGGCCAAGGGAGCGCCCCAGAGGUCCCCCCGCCGUCAGGCCAGUAAGAUGCUCUGUGUUUUUUGGUAAAAUUGUUAACGAUUUGGCUGACUCCACCACAAACAAUCCACAUCUGAAGAGUACCUCAUCACAGGCAGUCCCAAAUGUGAUAUUCUCUCUGCUAAAAAAUAGUUGAUUUAAUACAUUUACAUACAUUAUUAAUCAUAUUAUAUACAUUAUCAUCAUGUCAUCAAACCUUUUCUGGCCACAGUCUCAAAUAUGAGCAUUUUGUGUUUCUUGGUUUUCAUAUUGUAACUUAAAAAUCUUAGAGGUUUUUCAUUAUUUCUUUAUUUCUUUAUUACUUAACCUCACAGAUUAGAUUGUGAUAACCUUUGCAGGUAUUAUCAUUUUUAAUACUUUUUUAAAACAUUGAUUUAUGAAAAUAAUCUAACAUUGCAGCAAGAGGAACCCCUGUGGCGAGAAAGUAAAGUUUUGCAUGUCACUCACCAUAAGAAUAUCAAUUAUUUAUACAUAUAUAUUACUUUCUGGCAGUAUUGCAAAUUGUCAGAAAUGUUAAUAAGAAAAAUAGUUAUGUUGACAUUAAAAAUUCUAGGUGCAAAUGUUUUGUGAAAAGAAGCAAAAACAAGAAAUAAGUUGCUGUGAGUGUAUGUGGGAUUAGUGUCAGUUGAGAAAAUGAUUUUAGUGAUAUAUAACAGUCUCAGCCCAUGAAUCUGUCCUGGUAAUUGUCUGAAAGGUGACACAGUACAUGCAGAAAAUAAAUAAUCUCCAGUAAUAAAAACAAGUAUAAAUGA